This is a messenger RNA of Nicotiana tabacum (common tobacco), 1767 nucleotides long. Its product is annotated as lysine histidine transporter-like 2. NCBI's taxonomy places the organism in Eukaryota, Viridiplantae, Streptophyta, Magnoliopsida, Solanales, Solanaceae. The record is from RefSeq and is a predicted model, not a curated record.
CAGUGAGGGAACUGCAUGUGCUUCGUUUUGGGGUUAAUAAAACUAAGGACUCUAUAUUCACUUUGAGUCCUUCUUUGUUCCCUGUUUAUCUAUUUUAAUUCUUGUUUUACAUUUUCGGUUCCCUCCACAAAGUGAUAAAGAAAUAUAAUUUUGUGGAUAAUCAAACUCUCCACGUGAACAAUAUAUAUGCACAGUUGAAAAAAAUAAAAGAUAUCUAUUCCAACAAAAAAUAAAGAAAGAAAGAAAACCAAUGGCUCAUGCUAAUGAAAAAGAGAAAGAUACCAGAACAGAGGAGGAGAAAGCCAUAGAUGCAUGGCUUCCCAUCACAUCCGAUCGAAAUGCGAAGUGGUGGUACUCUACUUUUCAUAAUGUCACUGCCAUGGUUGGUGCUGGUGUCCUCAGUCUCCCUUAUGCCAUGUCUGAGAUGGGAUGGGGGCCUGGGGUGACAGUAAUGCUGCUUUCAUGGGCAAUAACAUUUUAUACAAUCUGGCAAAUGGUAGAGAUGCAUGAAAUGGUACAUGGCAAGAGAUUUGAUAGGUACCACGAGCUAGGUCAACAUGCUUUUGGUGAAAAACUAGGACUUUGGAUUGUUGUACCCCAACAAAUAGUGGUGGACGUGAGUUCUUGCAUAAUAUACAUGGUAACAGGUGGCAAGUCGUUGAAGAAAUUCCACGAAACAGUUUGCCCUGAUUGUCAACCAAUAAAGCUGACCUACUUCAUCAUAAUAUUCUCCUCAGUCCACUUUGUACUUUCUCAUUUGCCAAAUUUCAAUUCCAUAUCGUUGGUGUCCUUGGCUGCAGCGGUCAUGUCCUUGACAUAUUCGAUUGUUGCUUGGGCAGCGUCUGUAGGGAGAGGGAUUGAAGGCAGAGAAGUGAGCUAUGAACUUAGGUGUGAAAAGACAUCUGAUAAUAUUUUCAUGUUCUUGAGUGCACUUGGAGAUGUGGCUUUUGCCUAUGCUGGCCACAAUGUGGUCCUUGAGAUUCAAGCCACCAUUCCUUCAACACCCGAAAAACCUUCCAAAGGUCCAAUGUGGAAAGGUGUAUGGGUCGCUUAUCUCAUCGUCGCCGUCUGUUAUCUCCCUGUCGCUUUCAUUGGCUAUUGGGCCUUUGGUAACGUCGUUGAGGAUAACAUCUUGCUUUCACUCGAAAAACCUACUUGGGUUAUUGCUGCAGCUAACUUGUUUGUUGUCGUUCAUGUCAUUGGAAGUUACCAGGUUUUCGCAAUGCCCGUAUUUGACAUGAUAGAGACAUAUGCCGUGAAAUCAAUGAGACUAAAACCAUCCACUAUUCUUCGGUUCAGUGUGCGUACUACAUAUGUUGCAUUAACAUUGUUCGUGGGUCUGACCAUACCAUUCUUUGGUGGCCUAAUGGGAUUUUUUGGUGGAUUUGCUCUGGCCCCAACAUCGUAUUACCUUCCUUGCAUCAUUUGGCUUAUCAUUGUAAAGCCCAAAAGGUUUGGCUUUUCUUGGUUUAUCAAUUGGUUCUGCAUCAUAGUUGGCAUACUGCUGACUGUUUUAUCACCCAUUGGAGGGAUGUGGACUCUUAUCAAACAAGCUAAGAACUACCGGUUUUACCAGUGAUCUGCAAUUCCUUUUUCUUAUAAUCUGGAACUGUAAAUAGUUACCUUUUUUUUUUGCCUUUUGCCAUUUGUUUCUCACACUUAUUUUUCAGCACACUUUAGAACAAAAAGAAUGUAUUUAUUUGUUAUAAAUGCUUAACUGCCUUUGUGAAUAAUACUUGGAAAUAAAACAUCUUUGUUUAGGAGUGC